UCCUUAUAUAAAAUUCUUGUACUGUUCAUAAUUUGACUAACGUGGUGUUAAUUCUAACAACCAUGGUACCUACAUUUAAAGGUUAGAAUACAUUGUUAACGUGGUACCUUUAUUAAAGAUUCAAGUUACAAUGAAUUCCAAUGACUUUCAAAUGAGAUUAAUUAACAGCGAAAAGGGUAAAGGACUUUUUGCUCUUCGUUCAUUUAAAGAUGGAGAUACAAUUUUGGAAGAGAAGCCUAUAGUCUGCUGUCAGUUCUCAUGGAAUUUGGAUUAUAAAUAUUUAGCAUGUGACAAUUGUUUAAAACCGCUAGAAACUGCUGAAGAAAAUGUACAUAGAUUGACUGGAAAUUCAACAAUUAUUUUACCUCAUCCAGAAUGCUGUGAAACAAAGAAAGAUUUAAUAACUGAAUGUUCUGAAUGUGGUACAAAAUAUUGUAGUAUUGAGUGUCAGAAUGAAGCCUAUUCAAGGUAUCAUAGUACACUAUGUUUACACUCAAGAGAAAGGGAUGAAUCUCAUCCCCUUGUACAAUUAAAUGAAACUUGGAAACAAAUGCAUUAUCCACCUGAAUCUGCAACAAUAAUGUUAUUAGCUAGAAUGGUAGCUCUUGUUAAUCAAGCCAAUAAUAAAGAAGAUAUGCUAUCAACAUUUUCACAAUUUUGUCAUCGUACAUACAAUGAUACAUCUGAAAUUGCACAUAAACUGUUAGGAGAAAAAUUUAUUGGUCAAAUAGAUGUACUCAGACAAAUGAUGCAAAAAUCUUUAAACACAGAAUUUACAGAACAUUGGUUUACACCAGAUGGCUUUAGAAGUCUAUUAGCUCUUGUAGGUACAAAUGGUCAAGGAAUUGGAACUAGUUCAUUUAGUCGUUGGGUUAAAAAUGUAUCUGCUUUAGAGCUGCCUGAAGAAGAAAGAAUUUAUGUUUUUAAAUUAAUAGAUCGAAUUUAUGAUGAUAUGGAAGAAGCGGUAGGUUCUUUCUUAAACAAUGAAGGUUCUGGUCUUUAUAUUCUUCAGUCUGCAGUAAACCACAGUUGUAUACCAAAUGCAAUUGUAGAAUUCCCAUACUCAAAUAAUGUACUAGUUUUAAAAGCAAUACGUGAUAUUCAUCCUGAAGAAGAAAUAUGUAUAAGUUAUCUUGAUGAAUGUGACUUAGAAAGAAGUAGACAUUCUAGACAAAAAGCUUUAAGUUCUUUGUAUUUAUUUAUUUGUUGUUGCAGUAAGUGUUUAUCACAAACAAAUGAUCCAGAUUUGACAUCAGAAGACGAAAUAGAUGAAAUAGACGACAAUAUGUCUAGUUGAAAAUGUAAAUUUUUUACGAUAUUCGUAUCUAGAAACGUAUUUUAUAAUGUUCAUAUACAUCUCAGUAUAUUCACUGUUCGAUAUACAUUUAAUUUAUAUUGUUACAAUAAUGCUAUCUAAGCAUAAUUAUAAAAUUUGUAAUUUUUUUUUUUAUACAACUUUAUCUUUUGUAUGCUUCUUUAACACAAAUAUAAAACUUUUUGCAAUAUGAUAAUAUAAAUAAAGUGAAAGAGUUAUAAAGGUAUUAAACCGCUAAUAAUACUACAUAUAUUAUAUACCGCUUUUGAACAAAAAUUAUUUUAUUUAUGACAAAAUAUCAAAUAAAUCAUGUUGUUUCAUGAUAUUGUUACAUCACAUUUUUAUGUAAAGUUUCUUGUUAUUAAUGUUACAUCCUUUUUUAUUUUAUGCACUAC
Molecule: messenger RNA, 1710 nt
Organism: Megachile rotundata (alfalfa leafcutting bee)
Lineage: Eukaryota; Metazoa; Arthropoda; Insecta; Hymenoptera; Megachilidae
Gene: Smyd5
Product: SET and MYND domain containing, class 5
Biological process (GO): negative regulation of gene expression, epigenetic
Molecular function (GO): histone H4K20 methyltransferase activity; protein binding
Source: RefSeq, a predicted model, not a curated record